Molecule: messenger RNA, 1816 nt
Organism: Globicephala melas (long-finned pilot whale)
Lineage: Eukaryota; Metazoa; Chordata; Mammalia; Artiodactyla; Delphinidae
Gene: RGS20
Product: regulator of G protein signaling 20
Source: RefSeq, a predicted model, not a curated record
AUGCCUAGGCUUUCCCCAGACAACCAAGAAGAACUCCAGAAACAUUUCUCCAGACCAUCUAUGCCGAUACAAUUUCUGCUCCCGCCCAGGGCUGAGGAAUAUAAUGCGAACAUUCAUCAAACAGUGGAAAAUGAAGGAGGCACCAUAGCCAGGCACAAUGUCAAGGUAAGACCCCCUGCACAGCUCCCAGGCUCGCCUGCUGCCCCGAAGCUGCUCGGCCUCCUCUCCGGCACGCUCUCCGGCCUCGCGCGCUUCUUCGCUCACCUUCUCCAGCGACCCCUUCCUGGGGCUCCCCUGCGGCGCCCGGACUUCUCUCUUCUGCUCCCCGUCCUGCCAGCCGCUGGGCUCGCGCCGCGGCAGGAGGAGCGGCCGGGCCGCCUCUCGCUCCUGCUCAGGGCAGCUCUGGCACUGCCCGGCCGACCCCCAGGGGGACGCCUGCCCCGGGAAGAGGACGCCGGCGCCGGGCAGAGCCCGCCCAGGCCCCCGAUGGGAUCAGAACGCGUGGAGAUGCGAAAGCGGCAGGUGUGCGCCGCCCAGGGGCCCGCAGCCGCCGCCCCAGGCCCGCGCGGAGUGGGGAACCGGGGGCCCAACGCUUGCUGCUUCUGCUGGUGCUGCUGCUGUAGCUGCUCUUGUCUCACUGUUAGAAACCAAGAGGAACAGAGACUCAGGAGUGCUUCCUAUGAACUCAGAACAGAGGACCUUCCCAUCUGUGAAGAAAGCCCGGGUCCCAGCCUGGAGGAGGCCAGCACCUGGGCCCAGUCCUUCGACAAACUCAUGCUCACGCCUGCGGGAAGGAACGCAUUCCGGGAGUUUCUCCGAACGGAGUUCAGUGAGGAAAACAUGCUCUUCUGGAUGGCGUGUGAGGAACUGAAAAAAGAAGCUAAUAAAACCACGAUUGAAGAGAAAGCACGAAUAAUAUAUGAAGACUACGUUUCUAUUCUUUCUCCUAAAGAGGUCAGCCUGGACUCCCGCGUGAGGGAGACCAUCAACAGAAGCAUGGCCGAGCCGUCCCCUCACAUCUUCGAUGACGCCCAGCUGCAGAUCUACACCUUGAUGCACAGGGACUCGUACCCCCGGUUCAUGAACUCUGCUCUCUACAAAGACCUGCUUCGCUCCUUAUCUGAGAAAGCAGUGGAAGCCUAGGAUGUUCAAAAUAUUUAUUAUUAAUAAAACAAAGAACUCGUGGACUCCGUGUAGGACAGGGAAUUUAGAGGCAGUAGUGUCUUCUGCUGGGUCAUACUCGGGUUAUUUUAAUAACAGACUCUUCCUUCUGCAGAAGGCUGUAUAUUCACCAAGUAAAUUGCGGCCACCUUUUGUGAUACUUUUGGGAAAAAUGGGGUAUGGCUGUGUAGAAAGGUAGUAUAUUUACACUUACAAUGACAGUAGCACUUUCUCAGUGACAAAGGAUACACAAGAAGACACCACACUGCCUGCAGCGUGUACAUCCAUGGGAACAGGACCCAAAUUCCCAUUUUAUAAAGAUGUGACCGCUACCUGUAAAACUGGUAUUCUACUUUAUCUUAGGAUACAUGUAUGUAGAUGCGUAUUAUGUGCGUGUGUAUCUUACAUGGUUAAUGUAAAGCCCUGGGCUCUGAAGUGGAUCAGCCUCAAAUGUUUGAUAAGAGAAGUACUGCCUAGAAAAUGCUCUUGUUGAAAAGUUACCUUUAUUACCAGAAUCUGCCAACCUGAAGAAUGAAUUUUCAUGUAGGUGGUGUUCAUCACAAAGCGUUCAAAUAAGCGUAUCUCCAUUUUUACUAUUGAAAGAAAUAUGGGCAUUUUCACUCUAAAAAAAUAAAGCACAAGAGUUUUAUCUCAA